GGUUUGUGUCCAGAGUGGGUAGAGUCCAGAUCAUCCGUCAAUCUUACCCCAGUCGAAACGGCCACUGACAACACACCCAAGGCAAAACACACACAGAAUGUUCAGGCGUAGUGUAGAUUCCUUUGUUCCAGGGGGUGGGCCGGGUGGUGUCUCGAAAAGAAACGUUCCAAAACACGGCAGAGAUAACAUGGAGAUGUCGACCAACAUUGGGAUGCGGAGAGGAGAACCGAAAGACACUCCUACCUUAACACUCCACCAGUGUGUCAGGGAUGGCAACCCAGACAAGCUGCUUUAUCUCCUGGACAACUUUGGCAAUGUAACGAAGAAGAUCAAUGCUCUUGAUGAAAGCAAACUUAGUCCACUUCAUUAUGCAGCCCGGUACAAUCAUUUUGAGGUGGUCAAAAUACUGGUGGAAAGAGGAGCAGAUGUGAACAAAAAGGGAAAAGAUGAUCUGACUCCCCUGCAUCUCGCAGCCCGUUGCAAGCGCAUGAAGCGCACCAAAUCUACUGACAGCCUGGAUGAGGUAGAGGGCAACGGUGCACCAUUGACCCCUGCUAGUAGUGAGGCCACAGUGGAAACAGCAGUGAGCAAUGAGGAGGAGAGGGGAGAUGGGGAUGAUGUGCCCAAUGGAGCGGUGAGAGAAGAGGCAGCAUCUGAUGAUGAACUGGAUAAUCAGCCAAGUGUUGUAAAAUACUUAAUAGAACGAGGGGCUAAUGUUAAUGCUCAGGAUUACUAUGGUCUGACCCCACUCCAUUUUGCUGCCAUGCGAGGGAAUGACCGUGUUUGCAGAGAACUACUGAGUGUGCCAGAUAUUUAUAUAGAGGCCGCAGAUAAGCAGCAGAUGACGGCGCUGCACUUAGCAGCGGCCCAUAGUUGUGUGGAGGUGGCACAGAUUCUCAUAGAAGCUGGGGCAAACCUGCGUUGCAUUGAUCAUGAGUCAUGUACUCCACUUCACCUGGCAGCGGAGAAGGGCAAUAUUGAGAUUGUCGGCAUGUUGUUUGAUGCAGGACAGAAAAAAGAUGGUUGGGUUACUUUGUCACAGAUGGUAACAGAUCAGAAUGUAGAACAGAAUACAGCCCUUCAUCUUGCAGUCAACAAUAGUCAUUAUGAAGUGGCCAAAUUAAUUAUAGAAAAAGGUGGGCUUGAUAAUGAAACAUCCAAAUACUUAUCCACUCCGCUCCACCUUGCCUCUGUUGGUGGAGAUGUACGGGUCGUGCAGCUGCUCCUGGACAGUAAUGCUAGAGUGGACGCUCUUAACCACAACCAGGAGACACCACUCCAUAAAGCUGCAGAGAAUGACCACCCCGAAGUAGUGGAGCUUUUACUGAAAAGCAAUGCAGACAUUGAGAAGCGUAAUGAGGAUAACUGCACCGCACUAUUGCUGGCAGCAUGUUGGGGAAAUCCUGAGGUGAUCAAGGUUCUGCUCAAGUACAACGCCGACCCUAGUGCAGCGGACAAGAAUGAGAAAACUGCCAUUUUCUGGGCUGCAGAAAACAAUCAUGUCAGCUGUCUUCAGGUUCUGCUGAAAAACCCAAAAGUAACAAAGCUGAUUGAUGAACCUGAUCGCUAUGGCAACACCCCACUCCAUAUUGCUGCACAGUUGGGCCACAUCAACUGUGUAAAGUUGCUUAUGGAGCACAAUGCCAUGGUGGACGACAAAAAUGAAGAUGAACAGACGCCGCUGCAUUUAGCUGCUAUGUAUGAUCAACCACUAGUUGUAAGAGAGCUUGUGAACAAGCAGAAGACAAUAAUAUAUGAUGGAGAUGAGGAUUCAAACACAGCUCUCCACCUGGCUGCUCUGGCUGGUCAUCAGAGAGUGAUGGAUGUGCUGCUGGACCUCGGGGCAGGUGUGGAGACUAGGAAUGCCAAAGGUUGGACAGCUCUUGAUUGUGCUGCCUACAUGGGCAAGGUGAAGGCAGCAGAAACACUGCUGAAGGCACACAGUCCCAUUGAUCCACUUGAUAAAGAAAAGGUUACCCCUCUUCAUUUGGCUGCCAAGGGUGGCCACACAGAGAUGGUUGAAUUUCUAAUGAAGAUGGGUGCAAACAUAGCGCAGAGAGAUCAAAAUGGCUUAAACUGCCUGGAUAUGGCUAUAGAUUGCAACCAUGAGAAUGUUGCCAUGGCAAUUGUUAAGUCGGACAAGUGGGAAGAAGCUAUGAAAAACCAAACAGCAGUUUCCAAAGAUUUAGGAAAGGACACUCCCCUUAGGAAACUAAUCCGCAAAAUGCCAGAUGUUGCAGAGAAAGUGUUUAACAAGUGCAUGAAACCCAACAUGACCAACCUUGAAAACUCAGAUUGUGAAAUAAUAUUCAACUAUGAAUACCUGGAUGACACGUUUGCCGACUGGGGAGAGAAGAGUGAUGAUGGAUCCUGCUCAGAUUCAAUUUAUGAUGAAGACACACAUAUCAUUAAACCUGAUGUCCCUCCAUACUCGAAGGAUUCAAGAAUUUUGAAGAAAAACCAUCCAUUGCAGAUUAUGGUGUCCUCAAAAAGAGAAGACUUGUUGAGUCACCCACUGGUAGCCAGCCUGCUGAAACACAAGUGGCAAAAAUUUGGAGCUGCCUUCUACUAUAUUAAUCUGAUCAUUUACAGUGUAUUCCUGACAUUCCUG
Molecule: messenger RNA, 2611 nt
Organism: Lingula anatina
Lineage: Eukaryota; Metazoa; Brachiopoda; Lingulata; Lingulida; Lingulidae
Product: transient receptor potential cation channel subfamily A member 1
Biological process (GO): monoatomic ion transmembrane transport
Cellular component (GO): transmembrane transporter complex; membrane
Molecular function (GO): protein binding; monoatomic ion channel activity
Source: RefSeq, a predicted model, not a curated record